AUGCGUAAGAUAGGAUUUACUUUACCAGUACCUAGUGCUAAUCCCGAAAGAGCCUUUUCCAAGCUUAAAUUAGUUAAGAAUCGACUUCGUUCUACCAUGGGAAAAGAAAGACUACAAGGGUUAAUGGAAAUAUCGUUGAUAACUUUGCAUCUAUAA
Messenger RNA from Cinara cedri, 156 nucleotides. The record is from the annotation of a GenBank genome assembly. Lineage: Eukaryota; Metazoa; Arthropoda; Insecta; Hemiptera; Aphididae.